UGUCUCUCUGUUUUUGUUUCUUUCUUUGUGGUCUCUUUCUCUGUCUCGCUGGACAUUAAAUACACAAAAGAGGCUAAAAUAUUGGGCUUCUGCUUUAUUGGUUUGGGCGGAAGAUUACCGGGUUUCGAUGGCGACGAAUGAGGGAUUUGGGGGGGACCAUCUCACAGGGGAAAUUAGUUUCUCCCAGUUAUUGUUGGCAGAUGAUGAUAGCGAUGUUGCUGUAGCUCUUGAUGUGGACCGGUCCUUGAAUUACUCUGUUUUUUCCUCCGGAAAGCCUCCCAAAAUGCUCUGCUUCGGGAACUGCGAUCAGCAAGAAGCGGAGCAAGUAUAUCCUGAAACUAAAAGGACUCCCCAGAAAUCAGGGGUCACGCGGAGUGACUCCUCCUCAGCUUCUUCCAGCAACAACGGCAGUAUAAACAUGUUGUCAAAAUCUGUUAAAAAGAGAAUUGGGUCGGGCCAGGAAUCCGUGCAGUGCACCAACACCAUCACCCCAGCUGUGGUGACAGGUCAGAGAACAUCUAAAAAGACGAAAAUGGAGAAUCCCACGCCGGUCGGCCAUGCAAAGAGGAAAGAGAAGCUAGGAGAAAGAGUCGCAGCAUUGCAGCAGCUUGUUUCUCCCUUCGGCAAGACAGAUACAGCCUCAGUGCUGCACGAAGCGAUGGGAUAUAUCAGGUUUCUGCACGACCAGGUUCAGGUUCUGUGCUCCCCUUACCUUCAGCGACUGCGCUCUUCACCGGAACUCCUACCUCUACCUGAUGACUUGAGGGGCAGAGGGCUGUGCCUGGUUCCAGUGGAAUGCACCGUACAUGUGGCGAAUAGCAACGGUGCUGAUUUUUGGUCGCCCGCUGCCAUGGGGAGCAAGGUUACGUUGUCAACAAAGCAGUGAGAAUACUGGUGUCAAACUCUGCUUUUUUGUUAAUGGCGGCCCAUAUCCUUUUCUUUCUUGGCAAUAUGGUGGCCAAAUUUCACUCAGUAAUCUGAUAAUAUGUAAAGGCAGAAGGGUUUUGAACAAUGACAGAAAUGGUGAAAAAAGAAAAGAAAAAAACAAAGCAUUAGGGAGACAGCUUGCUAGGAGAAUCAAAGCUGGCGCAUGGUUAGGAAGGAAAUAGUAGCUGAAAAAAAAGUUUUGUUUUGUUUUUUUCGAUUCCUGGGUACUUUUAAGAGGAAAGUAAUGCAUUUUUCCUUUCGAUCUUUAAGAGGAAAGUAAUGCAUUUUUCCUUUCCA
This is a messenger RNA of Carya illinoinensis, 1224 nucleotides long. Its product is annotated as transcription factor bHLH113. Bases 128 to 886 code for a protein of 252 amino acids. Gene Ontology annotation, cellular component: nucleus. Gene Ontology annotation, biological process: regulation of transcription by RNA polymerase II. Gene Ontology annotation, molecular function: protein dimerization activity; RNA polymerase II cis-regulatory region sequence-specific DNA binding; DNA-binding transcription factor activity, RNA polymerase II-specific. The record is from RefSeq and is a predicted model, not a curated record. Lineage: Eukaryota; Viridiplantae; Streptophyta; Magnoliopsida; Fagales; Juglandaceae. The transcript is spliced from 5 exons.